Messenger RNA from Penicillium daleae, 1053 nucleotides. Its product is annotated as RPC34 RNA polymerase subunit family protein. NCBI's taxonomy places the organism in Eukaryota, Fungi, Ascomycota, Eurotiomycetes, Eurotiales, Aspergillaceae. The record is from RefSeq and is a predicted model, not a curated record. The transcript has 2 exons. Gene Ontology annotation, biological process: transcription by RNA polymerase III. Gene Ontology annotation, cellular component: RNA polymerase III complex. Bases 1 to 1053 code for a protein of 350 amino acids.
AUGGCGUCUCGUGUGACCGAGGUCGCCUCGCGACUCUACGACGCCUGCAUCGAGAGGUUCGAAGCCAACCACCUCUUCUAUCAGCAAGACCUGCUCGCCCUCGAUGUCAUCCCCAAGGGAGAAAUCGACCUGUUGCUGAAAUGCGCCCAGUCGCUGGUCGAUCAAAAAUUGUUCCGACUCCACCAAGGCGCAAAUAACCGCCUCGCAUGGAAGGUUAUUUCUCGUGACGAUGCCGAGAAACUUCAGAGUCUCAGUCCCGACGAGAGCUUGGUGUACAACGUCAUCCACUCCAGCGGCCGCUCGGGUGUCUGGGUGCGCAACAUUCAAUCACGUACAAACCUUCACAAAUCCAUCCUCGAUCGCUGCGUCAAAUCUCUCGAGAGCAAAAACUACAUUAAGAGCGUCCACAAUGUCAAGUACCCGACCCGGAAGAUGUACAUGCUCGCGGGCUUGGCCCCGAGCGAGGACAUCACCGGAGGUGCCUGGUUCACAGACGGUGUCCUUGACGCCAACUUCAUUAACAGCGUUGCUGGUUUCAUCGAAUACACCGUGAGCAUCCGCAGCUGGCACGAAGUGCCCGCCGCCGACCUUGGCCGCGGCAAGCGCAUCAAGACCGCGACUGGCAUGGCUGAAGUGAAGGCUGAACCAGGGAAGACGUACCUCCCCUACCCAGCCAAUUACACUGGCUACCUGACUGUGGAAGGGAUCACCAGUGAAAUUAACCGGAGCGGUAUCACCCCUGUGCGUCUGGGCGAGGACAGCGUCAUGCAGCUAGUGCAGAUGCUCUGCUUCGACAAGAAAAUCGUCGCGCUAAACAACGGCAACAACUACAAAGCGCUUAGGAACCCCGACAUGGUCAAGGCCAGUCAGGCACGGAAGCCUGCCGCCGAAGAGGAAACCACCUCAACUAUCUUUGGUGUGGGCAAGAAUGGAAUGACCGAGUCGCCCUGUGGAUCUUGCCCUAACAUCCGUCUUUGCUCGCCCGGCGCUGCCAUCAGCCCGGAGACUUGUGAAUACUUUGACCCGUGGUACGAGAAGGUCCUCGGGUUUUGA